AUGCUCUUCAAGAAGUCUUUCCUUGCCGCCGCUGCGGCCAUCGGCCCGGUUCUGGCUCAUUCCUCAUCACAGCCCCAGACCAAGGCCCCCCAAGCCAUUGGAAACCUCAACCUCUACUGGGGACAGUAUGGCGAUACCUCCGACCGGCUGUCCAGCUACUGUGACGCCGCUGGUGUUACCUCCGUCUCCGUGUCCUUCGUCACCUACUCUCCCAAGAACAGCGGUGGAUAUCCCGGUACCAACUUCGCCGGCCACUGCGGUGGCGAGGUCUACUACAAAAACCCCAAGACGGGCGAGGACACAAAGUUGAUCAUGAACUGCGACUACAUCAGGCAGGACAUCAAGUACUGCCAGACCAAGGGUAUCAAGGUCCUUCUGGCCAUUGGCGGCUACUGCCCGACUGGUGGUCCCUGCAGCUACGACAUUGACAGCGAGGAUCAGGGCCACCAGUUCGCCGAGCUCUUGCACAAGACAUUCGGUCCUUAUGACCCGACCUGGACCGGACCCCGUCCCUUUGACAUCAGCAGCACCGAGCACGUUUCCAUUGAUGGCUUCGACUUUGACCUCGAGUUCAAGUACCCCGACCAGAAGCCCUGGAUCAAGAUGGUUGAGAAGCUCCGCAGCGUCGGAAUCUACCACAUCUCUGCUGCCCCUCAGUGCCCGACUUCAGACACCUGGUUCCAGCUCAAGGAGCUCAUCUACAACGCCCAGUUCGACUCCCUCUUCAUCCAGUUCUACAACAACCCCGGCUGCCAAGUCUCCGACACCCCCAACUACGAUGACUGGGAGACCGUCAUCUCGCAGACCUCCAAGAGCAAGGACGCCAAGCUCUACAUCGGCGUCCUCGCCAGCCCCGGCUCGGGCUGGAACGGCUACGCCCCUCCCUCCACGAUCAAGGACCUGAUCUGCAAGUACAAGAGCAAGCCGCACUUUGGAGGCGUCUCCAUCUGGGACGCCACCCGCGGCGUCAUGAACCAGAUCAACGGCCAGACCUUCCACGAGGCCGUCGCCGAUGCCCUCAAGUACGGCUGCGACCCGAUUCCUCCCAAGACGUCCACCACCAGCGUCUCGACCUCGACCUCGACCUUGGUCUCUUCGACCAGCACCUCGUCUGCUAUCGUUUCCACCACUUCUUCGGCAAGCUCCAGCUCCGUCUCCAGCUCCAUCUCUAGCUCCGAGUCUGUUAGCUCCACUUACUCCGCAUCGGCUUCGGCUUCGUCGUCGGCCUCCGUCUCCGUCUCGGCCACGGCUUCAGUCACCGCUUCCGCUUCCGACUCUGCGCCUACCAGCGCUUCCGCUUCCGCUUCUGCCUCCGCUUCCGCGUCGGCAUCUGAUUCUGUCUCGGCGUCCGGAUCCGUCUCUGCCAGUGGCUCAGCUACUGGCUCCGCUACGGCGUCUGCAUCUGCAUCUGCGUCUCCGUCUGCAUCUGCGUCUCCGUCUGCUUCCGCCUCUGACUCGGCCACCCAUUCCAGCACCAUCACUUCGCUGAGCAGCAGUGCCAGCGCGAGCGCCUCCGCAACCAAGUCCGCCACCACCUCCGACACUUGCGAUGAGGACGACGAGGACUUCCCCACCACGACUCUGAGCACCUCUCACUCUGCUACUGCCACGCUCACCGGCAGUUUCACCGGCUCCACUGGCACAGUCUACACCACCAAGAUCACCACCGUCACCUCUUGCAAGCCUGAGGUGCCGUGCACAAAGGGCCAGGUCGUUACCGAGACCAUCCCGUGGUACACCACCGUCUGCCCCGCCACGGCAACGUCGUCUGCUGUUGCUGUGCCCACGACCACUGCUCCUCCUCCCCCUCCCCAGUGGACCACAAGCACGGUCUACACGACCAAGACGUACACCAUCACCUCGUGCGCCCCCGACGUCCCCUACUGCCCCGUCGGCCAGAUCACCACCAAGGUUGUCCCCGCCUACACCACGGUCUGCCCGUACACCAGCACAACUCCCAGCGGCAGCAAGCCUUCAGGCGAUGCCCAGAGCCCACCCAAGCCUUCCGGCGAUGUGCCUCAGCCCCCCAAGUCUACCGGCAAGGCUCCCAAGCCUCCUGUUAGCCAGGGAGGCGACAAGCCUUCCGGCGACAUUCCCAAGCCUACUGGCGGCCAGGGCGGUGGCAAGCCUUCCGGUGACGCUCCCGCUCCUCCCAAGCCGACCACGACCCCCGCCGGCCCUGGCGGAGAGAAGUGCCCCGGCGGAAAGAACUGCCCGGGUGCUGAGGAGGACAAGACGACGUUCAUCUACACGACGCUGACGGUCCCUGUUACGGUCGGCAGGUACAACUCCACACUCCCGGGUACGGGCUCUAACUACAAGCCCACCCCCACGGGCGGAUUCCCCAGCUAUACGACGGCUGCCCCGGUGCCCAGCAAGCCCGUGCAGGCCGGAGCCGCCAAGAUCGGUGGCUUUGGCAUUGCGGGCCUUGUUGCCGUUGCUGCUGCUUUUGUCCUGUAA
Messenger RNA from Colletotrichum spaethianum, 2460 nucleotides. Its product is annotated as endochitinase A1. Gene Ontology annotation, cellular component: extracellular region. The record is from RefSeq and is a predicted model, not a curated record. Gene Ontology annotation, molecular function: chitinase activity. Lineage: Eukaryota; Fungi; Ascomycota; Sordariomycetes; Glomerellales; Glomerellaceae. The coding region runs from base 1 to 2460 and encodes 819 amino acids. The transcript is spliced from 3 exons. Gene Ontology annotation, biological process: carbohydrate metabolic process.